UCUAUGUAACAUUGCAUUAGUACCUAUUGUUAUCGCGAGCAAACGUCAAAGCCGAAAGCGCAUCAGUCCCGUCUCGUCGCGCGAACGAGUCUUGUCGUUGUCGUCCGGCUUCUAGCGCGUCACUAUAAAUUAUUUUCCUCGUUCGUCGUCUGUACGUGAUAAUUAUAAUAAUAUAUCCGCAUACGUAUUACCGUGGCAAUUAAUUUACCGUUUUUUGAUAUCCACAUAAUCACCGUUUAAUCCACCAACACGAGCUGCAGCGAAAUGCAGUCCAAAGCGCGUCUGCUCGAAGAUGAAUUUUCCGAACGUGGAAAAAUUCCUGGCGUUCGAUACCUGCAGAGUUUUUUAUUGUUUCUAUGCCUUUUCGCAGCUUACCUGUUGCGAGUUAGCAUAUCCGUCGCAAUAGUAGCUAUGACGCCUGACAAGAAUUCUACUGACUUCCUACUCGAAACGCAUUACCACAUUCCUGUAUUCAAUUGGACACAACAUACGAAGAGUUUGAUCCUAAGCGCAUUCUUUUGGGGCUAUCUCAUCAUGAACCUGCCAGCAGCCAUGAUCGGUCGCCGAUACAACAAUCAAAUGCUAUUGGCCAUGAGUAUGACGUUGACUGUAGCUCUCAGUCUAGCCACGCCAUCAUUAGUGGUCGCUUUCAAUUGGCCGGUGCUUGUACUUAUUCGGUUCUUGCAGGGCCUUACUCAGGCGUUCACCAUGCCAAUGAUACAUGGUAUCAGCGCCAAGUGGGCGCCACCGAAUGAACGUGGUCGUCUCGUUGGAUUUGUAUUGGGAGGUCUUCAAUUUGGCACUGUUGUCACUUUAGUUGGUUCUGGAAUACUGGCCAGUACUCGAUCGGGAUGGCCCUCAAUUUAUUACUUCAGCGGCGCUUUUGGAAUUUUUUGGGUAAUAUUAUGGCUAUUACUUGGGUCAGAAAGCCCAGAUACACAUCGUCUAAUUACGCAAUCUGAGAAAAACUACAUUAAGUCAUCACUAACCCAAACGGUGUCGGAAAAAAAGAACUUGAUAACUCCUUGGAAAGAGAUAUUCUCUUCAAUGCCAGUAUGGGCUGUUACGAUCUCACACGCUGGUCACAAUUGUGGAUUUUGGUUGCUGCUUAGUGAAAUGCCCACGUUUAUAAGUGCUGUACUAAAGUUCGACAUUAAAUCGGAUGGACUUGUAUCUGCAUUACCUUACUUGGCUAUGUGGCUGUGUCAGUUUCCAGUUACAUAUUUUGCCGAUUAUAUGAACAAAAAAAAUGUGACUUCUCUCACCUUUUCGCGUAAAUUUUGGAAUACCUUGGGGAUGAGCGGCGGUGCGUUGGGUCUUGUGGUCCUUGGCUACAUGGGUGAAGAUGCAAACGCAGCCAUAUGUAUGUACGUGUUCGUAGUAGCCAUCGGCUGCUGUACAAAUGUGGGUUUCAACAUUAAUCACCUCGAUUUGGCACCCAAUUAUGCCGGGAUUUUGAUGGGCUUCACGAACGCCGUGGCCGCUCUGGGCGGUGUGAUGGCACCCACCGUCUGCGGGUUCAUAGUACACGAUCAAACUUCGGUAGACGAGUGGAGGGUCGUGUUCACGCUGGGAGCCGUCAUACUGUUCUUCUCCAGUAUUUUUUAUAUCAUUUUCGGAUCUGCGGAGGUACAGCCGUGGAAUGAACCUAAAAAUGAAAGCGUCGGUGUUCGAAGUUUCAUGCAGAUGAAAACGGAUUACGGUACCUCUGAAAAAUAUACGCCGUCUUCAUCACCAUCGUCGUUUGUUAAAGUCACGUCAAAGUAUACCAUGUUUGUACGACAAUAACCAAACACAUUUUUUAUGGUGAAUAACGUCGCGUUGUUGAUAACUCUUUUUCAAAAACAAUAAUCGACAUUAAGUUUUAUACAUCCUGUUGUUAUAUUUUGGUUUAUUAAAGAUUUAUGAUUUGUUAUAUUUUUGAUAGUAUUUUACGACUGUGCAGUUUCUCUAAUAAGAUAACUAUCCUGCAAAACAUCUUACUAUAUAGGUAUUAUUGUUAUUUAUUUAUAUGAGAAAUAUAAUAUCUAUUUAUUUUUGUAUAUAGUUAAAUGAGAAAAAUUCAAAAAUAUAAUAUAUUUUUAGAUAUCAGGUUUGUCAAACUUAACUACUCGUAUUAUUUAGAUGUAAAUGUAAGAUUUUUUUUUAUUAUUAUUUAGAAGUACUAUAUGUAUACCAAGUUAAAAACUUUGUAUAAAAACUUAAACAUUGUAAUGGACCAUACCUAUAUAUUAUACCUACAAAACAUUUCAUGGAGUAUUAUAAAUGUAUAAGCAUUUGAAUUGUUGAGGUCGUAGAAAGUUUUAAAGGUGUACAUUUCAAUAAUUAUAAUUUAUUAAAAAGUCCUUUGCACUUCACUAUUUAAUAACAUCUUAUACAACCAACAUUGAGUAUGAUUUACAAAUUAUAUGUAUUAUAUUAUA
Messenger RNA from Myzus persicae (green peach aphid), 2423 nucleotides. RefSeq names its product sialin-like. The record is from RefSeq and is a predicted model, not a curated record. Lineage: Eukaryota; Metazoa; Arthropoda; Insecta; Hemiptera; Aphididae. Gene Ontology annotation, cellular component: plasma membrane. The transcript is spliced from 11 exons. The coding region runs from base 265 to 1788 and encodes 507 amino acids. Gene Ontology annotation, molecular function: transmembrane transporter activity. Gene Ontology annotation, biological process: monoatomic anion transport; transmembrane transport.